UUACUCUUCGCUGCUCAGCUUGAAAGAAGGACUUUUUAACUCUACACAAGACACAAGAAAGUAGGAAAAAUGGAUUUCGAAUCACCGUACCAUGUUCCCGUAUACAUGCAGUCAAUGCAAGAUUCAAACAAAGAUGAAAUGGUGAUAUGCCCUUAUGAUCCCGUGCAUAGAAUCUCCGUAAAAAGAUUUGUGCGACACAUACACAAGUGCAAAAAGAAUCACCCGAACGCAAACAUGGCCACGUGUCCAUUCAAUGCAAGACAUAUUAUUCCAAAACCAGAGAUGGAACAGCACAUUGAAAUAUGCCCGGACAAGGACUCUGACAUUAACUUCAUGGUAGCCGAAAGUGAGAUUUCUGUCAUCCCAACAAGUUAUGAGGAACUUUACUUUGGGGAUGAGGAAGAUUGGGAUGAAGAGGCUCGCAACAAUACUCAAAGUCUGCCGAUGGUUCGUGGACGUAGAAGACAAAAGCGAAAUGAAAUAAACCCGUUUCCAUCUGUGUAUGAGGCUGAAGCUCUACAUAAAGAAGAAGAAAUAGAACCAAGAGAGUGUCCUGCCCCUCCAGUUAGACAAAGGCGACCCAUUCCACAAUCUGUUACUCAGAAUGGAAUACAUCAAGAGCAGAAACCGAGCAAUAUGCAAUUGCCUCCAACACCAAGUCCCAAAAGUAUCCCAGUAAUGGCAGCCAAGUUUACAAACCCAGUUCAACAAAAUGGUGAAUCAGCCAUUAAUGAUAAAACUAUGGUUCAAAAGACGUUGCUGCAUGAAAAGAGAAAACUAAACAAACUGUUGAAUCAGAUAAGCAACAUGGAGUCACAGCAAACUGCUGGCGAGGUUCUUAACUCCGACCAGCUUGAAAAAAUAGGACGAAAAUCAGCUAUGAAAAGUAGACUGUUAGAGGUGGAGAAUUUGCUGGAAAGAAUUACCUUGUGAAUAUAUAACCAUGCCACCUCUUUGUGCUAAGUAACCAUGUCACCUCUUUGUGCUAAGUACUAUGUUUCCUACCAGUUUAGUAUGAAACUACCUUCCUUUCCUAUGUUAUGUUUUAGUUAUAUAGUAGGGUGGGGGAAGAUGGGACACCUUUAGCACAAAAUAUAUAAAUAUCCUGAUCGUGUUUUGAACAAUUAACAGCGGUUUAUGAAAGUCGCAAGGACAAGGUUUUAUAAUUCUUUAAAUAUUCUUUGUUUGCUACCAAAAUGUACGAGAAAAUAGAAUGAAAAGGUGUCCCACCUUCCCCCAUCCUACUAUACAACAUCUUAAACCGCUUUUUUUUAUUACACAUACACCAAACUGUUUUUCUACUAAUACUUUUGCUUGUGUUUACGUUUUGAUAGAACUACUGCUUUACAUUUUGUUACACUUCAUAUUGCCAUAUGGUGCUAUUUCUUUCACAUUAUGUUAUCAACACACUGCUUUUAGAGUCUCUUUCUCACACGAUUUUAUUUCUCAGGUUUUUUUUGUACCGCACCGCUUUCGUUUAUUAAUACAGCAAACUGAUUUUA
This is a messenger RNA of Ciona intestinalis (vase tunicate), 1502 nucleotides long. NCBI's taxonomy places the organism in Eukaryota, Metazoa, Chordata, Ascidiacea, Phlebobranchia, Cionidae. The record is from RefSeq and is a predicted model, not a curated record.